AUAGUGUGAAAGGAAGAACUUAUGCAGUAGAAAGCAGAGUCGAUGUGUAUAGUAUACGUAUUUCUACAAUGAGUAUGAUUGUAUUAUAAAAGAGGGGAUAUUUCGCGUUCCACGAAUAUACUAAACUCUACUUUCCUAUAUCGGAAGACGACGCAAGUAAUCGAGGUAGAGUCAGUGAUUACGCGAACGCGUCCUCGAAUCUUUCUGAAUUCGUUUGACGUCAUAAUUUUAUUUUAUUAAGCAACAUGACCAAAGAUUGGAGAACAAUUUUUGUAACUGGAGGAGCGGGUUACAUUGGUAGUCAUUGUAUCAUUGAACUUUUAGAAAGUGGAUAUGAUGUUAUUGCAAUAGAUAAUUUUGCUAAUAGUGUAACUGAAAGUGGUGAAUCUGCAGCUCUUAAAAGAGUGGAACAGAUUACAGGAAAAAAAGUUAUUUUUUAUAAUUGCGAUCUCAUUGAUCGAGAUAAACUUGAAAUAGUUUUUAAUAAGCACAAAAUAGAUUGCGUAAUUCAUUUUGCGGCUAUAAAGGCGGUUGGCGAAUCAAUGCAAAUUCCGCUUCACUAUUAUCGAAAUAAUAUUAUCGGUGCCAUCAAUUUGUUAGAGGUAAUGAAAGCUGCUGGAUGUUUCCAAUUAGUGUUUAGUAGUUCUUGUACUGUAUAUGGAGAACCAAAUCAACUUCCAAUUACAGAAGAACAUCCAACAGGAAAUAUCACAAAUGUAUAUGGUCGAACAAAAUAUUUUAUUGAAGAAAUGCUUAAAGAUAUAUCGAGAGCUGAAAAGAAUUGGAAUAUUAUUUCCCUAAGAUAUUUUAACCCAGUAGGUGCUCAUCAAAGUGGUUUGAUUGGAGAAGAUCCUACAAAACCAUUUACAAAUUUAAUGCCUUACAUAGCACAAGUAGCUUUAAGACAUAAACCUGAACUUGUCAUUUUUGGUGGCGAUUAUCCUACAAAAGAUGGUACAGGUAUACGUGAUUAUAUUCAUGUUAUGGAUUUAGCUGCUGGUCAUGUAGCAGCAUUAAAUGCUUUAUAUAAACAACAUUUGAGGCUAAAAAUUUAUAAUUUAGGUACUGGUAAAGGUGUAUCUGUACUCGAAUUAAUUAAAAUUUUUGAGAAUGUCACAGGGACAACAGUACCAUAUGUUAUUAAGGAUAGAAGAGAAGGUGAUAUAGUAUCUAUGUAUGCCAAUACAGAUUUAGCAGAAAAAGAAUUGGGAUGGACAACUAAAUAUAAUGUUGAACGAAUGUGUGAAGAUUUCUGGAGAUGGCAAACAAUGAAUCCACAUGGUUAUCGUAACUCAAUAAAAAAUGGUAUUAAUGAAUAUACAAAUGGCACUUUGUAAUAAUGCUACUUUAUCAUUAUUAAAUAAAAAAACAAUGGUAUUUAAA
This is a messenger RNA of Apis cerana (Asiatic honeybee), 1383 nucleotides long. RefSeq names its product UDP-glucose 4-epimerase. The record is from RefSeq and is a predicted model, not a curated record. Gene Ontology annotation, cellular component: cytosol. Lineage: Eukaryota; Metazoa; Arthropoda; Insecta; Hymenoptera; Apidae. Gene Ontology annotation, molecular function: UDP-glucose 4-epimerase activity. Gene Ontology annotation, biological process: beta-D-galactose catabolic process via UDP-galactose, Leloir pathway.